Messenger RNA from Aspergillus mulundensis, 2139 nucleotides. Its product is annotated as putative Zn(II)2Cys6 transcription factor. The transcript has a single exon. Gene Ontology annotation, molecular function: DNA-binding transcription factor activity, RNA polymerase II-specific; zinc ion binding. Lineage: Eukaryota; Fungi; Ascomycota; Eurotiomycetes; Eurotiales; Aspergillaceae. Gene Ontology annotation, biological process: regulation of DNA-templated transcription. The record is from RefSeq and is a predicted model, not a curated record. Bases 1 to 2139 code for a protein of 712 amino acids.
AUGUUCGACGACCAAGUCCAUCCCUCCAAGCGGCGAAAAGUCCGAAAAGGAACCCAGAGCUGCUGGGAGUGCAAGCGGCGCAAGGUGCGAUGCAUCUUCGCUUCGGCCGAACACGCCAUCUGCAACAACUGUCGGCGCCGCGGGACGGCUUGUGUGAGCCAGGAGCUUGAGGUCCCUGGUACUCUGGAUGCAUCGAGUGGGAAUCAAGGGGAACUUGCAGCGAGGCUUGGGCGUGUUGAGGAGGUGCUUGAGCGAUUGGCCAAUGCUGGUGUCCGUUCGUCGGUGGGCGAGGCAGAAGAUGUGGACAGACAACAGCCGCAGGAACCGACGGAUACAAGGGCAAAAGCGAACUCCACCGUACCGAGACCGCAGAUCUCUGGCUCCGGGAAGUAUGAUGAGCUGUGUCGCGAGCUGAUCGCGGCUUGGCCCAGUGAUGAUGAUCUGGAGGUUAUCAGCUCCCUUCCACUGGGCCUGCUCUGCAUCCCACUAUGUUGGAGAACGUGCACCCUAGGCAAGAACCAGUCACCAAGUGAGACGCUUAACCUACCGCUACCAUGUUCUCAUCCCGUGCUAAUCGCCCGGAGACUCCUCAUGCUGGCGACACACAUGCAAGGCGUCAUCCCCUCUGCCAUUCAGCAACUCGAUGAUCUGGGAGUACCGUACCGCGAGAUCAUGAUCCGCGCCGUUGAGCAGGCAAUCAAACUGGUAACAACCAACGACGAACUUAUUACCUCAGUCGAAGGCUUGGAGUGUGUCAUGCUGGAGGUCAUGUACCAGAACUACGCCGGCAACUUGCACCGCGCGUGGAUGGCCGUGAAGCGUGCAACCACAGCCGCGCAGGUGAUGGGCCUCCACCGAGCCUCAAACCUGCCUCCUUUUAGAUUCCUGGACCAAGCAACCCGAGCAACCUUUGACGCUGACGAUGUUUGCUUUCGUCUGGUCCAGAUGGACCACUACCUCUCCCUCAUGCUCGGGCUGCCACAAACCGCACUCGAAGGGCGAUUUGCCAUCCCUGACGAUUUGUCCAAGUUCAAUCACCGAGGUCGCCUAGAGCGCCUCCACUGCGCCGUCUCCGGACGUAUUGUGCGACGAAACGAUGCAGGAACCAAUGAUCUUCAGAUCACGCGGGAGGCCGACAAUCUCCUUCAAAUCGCUGCCGCCGAGAUGCCUCCCCAGUGGUGGCUAUCCCCAAGCUUCAGUAAAGAGUCGGAUCUCGUGGACGAUACAAUCCGCCUCAUGAUUCAGUUCACCCAUUACCACCUCCUUGCCCGACUUCAUUUGCCGUACAUGCUCCGCCCGUCGACAUACCAAACCCAUGAGCAUAGCAAAGCCGUAGCAGUCUACGCCAGCCGCGAGCUGCUAUCCCGGUAUAUCAUGUUUCGAAGCUCGAACCCGGUAGAUUACUACUGCCGGGGAUGUGACUUCCUCGCCUUUGUCGCGACGAUGAUCUUGUGUCUUGCCCACAUCAACUCCAGCACCAACUCUAUUCCCGUCCUCUUGAAGCCGCUCGCAUACAGCCGCCCAACCGAUCGCGGAAUGAUGGAACAAACAGCCGAGAUCAUCGCCUCCACUGCUGCAAUGGAGUACAACACUUCCGGUGCCAUAGCGCCAAAGCUUACGCGUAUCAUACGGCACUUGCUUGACGUGGAGUCAAGUGCCGCGAGCGGGACAGUGUACAGCACGAGCACUAGUCCUACCUCGGCCAAUGGUGAAGAGGGAGAGAUUGAUGGGACCGUGAAGCAUGGCGGAAACGCACUGCAUAUACGUAUCCCGUAUUAUGGGACGAUCAGGCUUGAGCGAGGGCGUGGAGUUGAGAAGGUCUCGAGGACUACGCAGCUGGGCCAAAUGCAGGCCAUGGACGAAGUUUUUGAUGAGCAUCCGAGCGACGGAAUGGUUACUCGCGCAUAUGACCCCGUCAGCAGAGCGUCGGGACCAGGAGCGGAAAAUGAGAUGCAAGGGAAUGAUUUGCCAGGUUCCGUCCCAAACGAGGUUCUGGGACUGGAGAUUGAACCUGAUCAUAUGUUCCCUGACUCAGAAACUGAUUGGAACGUCGGUGACAUUGAUAUUGCCCUCUUCGAUAGCCUCUUUCGCGGUAUAGAGCUUCCCGAAGUGGACGCGGCUGGGGAGGCGUGGAUGUGA